AUGGCAGCAUCCAUCUCCCUCCGUCCCGCACAGCCCACAGAUGCUCCAGGACUUGCAGCAAUACAUACCUCAGCCUUCUCCACGAACAAGCUCAUGCGCGCCAUCUAUCCUACGCCACAGGUCUGGGCAGCGUUUCAAAGCGCAGUUGAAAGGAAGAUGAUGGCAGAUAUGCAUGAUGCGCAUACCACAGUCUUGGUUGCUACUGCGAAAAGGUUUUCAUCGGGGUUUGGAGCAGAAAGAGAAGCAGCACAAGGGGAAGUGGAAGAAAGGGAUGAGAUUGUAGGUUUCGCAGUAUGGAUACAUCCCACGCCAUGCAAAGAGGGAUUCACACCGCCGGCUUGGAAUUUACCAGAGGGGACGGACUGGGGUGUACUGGGGCCGUGGAAAGAGGCUUCGGAAAAGGUUGCUUCACAUGUUAUAGGGGAACGUCCGCAUUAUGAACUCUCAUGGCUCGCCGUCGCAUCACAGUAUGCACGGCGCGGCGUAGGCACCAUGUUGCUCCGCUGGGGCCUAGACGCGUGUGACAGAGAGCACGUGCCCGCAUAUCUGGACAGCACGGUGGAAGCUGCAGAGAAUUUCUAUCUGAAAGCUGGAUUUGAAGAGAAGGGCAGAAUCAAGUUGAUGGUUAAGGGGGAAAUGUAUGAAGAGGUUGCAUGUCUGUAUGACCCAAAGAGGUCGAAUUGA
Molecule: messenger RNA, 684 nt
Organism: Pyrenophora tritici-repentis Pt-1C-BFP
Lineage: Eukaryota; Fungi; Ascomycota; Dothideomycetes; Pleosporales; Pleosporaceae
Product: putative GNAT family acetyltransferase
Molecular function (GO): acyltransferase activity, transferring groups other than amino-acyl groups
Source: RefSeq, a predicted model, not a curated record